AUGGGAGUUGGGAAGAAGACUGCUGCAAGGAUUGUGGCUUUGAUGCAGGUGUGCAGUCUAGCUUGGACCAAGAAUGUGAACGAGUUGACAGCAGCACCAUGUGUCCUUUUCUUGGACAGGCUCGACUCCAAAGCAACUCAGGUGGCAGUGUUGGAGAAACAGAUAGAUCUUGAUGCUGUCGGUGUCACUGUAACUAUCGCUGCUGGGCUUGCUCUUACCGAUGACUGA
Messenger RNA from Linum trigynum, 228 nucleotides. The record is from the annotation of a GenBank genome assembly. NCBI's taxonomy places the organism in Eukaryota, Viridiplantae, Streptophyta, Magnoliopsida, Malpighiales, Linaceae.